CUGUCACGCGGAGUGGCUCGAAUUUCAAGUCGAAACCGCGGAUAAUCCCAGAACGCGAGAGGGCGGAAGGAAGACCGUGAGAAAAACUCGAUCGUCAGGGGGUCGGCGAAACUUGGCUCUGCUUCGUUCGCGCCGUUAGCUUCUCCUCUUUUCAUCUGAUUUCGGUCAAGUCGAAAUAACUGCGAGCAUUGAGGGGCCAAAUCCGAGACACUUUUUCGGCCCUUCAACCCUCUCCACAUGUUAAACUCUGUCCCAUUUUUCGUCUCCCCGCCCGUACCCCCCAAAUCGACUGUGCACAGGGCGGAGACACACUUGACCCAAAGAACCGAGCGGCGUCUCGACGUCGAGCUGACGCAUUUCCGAGACGUUCUUGAGGCCAUGACUUCCACGCCGGCAUGCAACGGAGGUCAUCGCAAGACCGGCACGUCGACUAGCACGGCCGGCACCUUGGACGACACGACGCAACGGCCGGCACAAAGACGAUGGAACUUGUUGCGCACCCACGUCCGCGUCACCCGACGGUUAUCGCAGGAACUCGCUCACAAGCACGCGCGCCGAUUCUCGUCGGCUCAGCAGUCGCUAGUGGACGCCUGCGUCGGGUGUAGCUCGGCUCCAGCGUCGAAAGACUGUCCGUUGGACACUCUAUUAGCCGUUCGGAACCAUUUUCUAUCGCUUCUGGACGCGGAGCACUGCGUCUUGAGCUUCGAGCUUCUGCCGUCCGGGUCGGUCAUCGAGUUCGACGGACGCGGCAUCCGACAGGUCGUAGAACGCAGUUCCGGCACGACUGCCAGACGCCAAGCACGAGGCACCACACACCAGCCGAGUUUCUUCUCCACAGCUAAAGCGUGUGCACGUGUAGAACGUCCGGAAGACUGUAAACAGCUGCAGUCGUAUCUGUGUAUGCCGCUAGUUGACUGUAGCGACCAGGUCCGCGCUGUUGUCGAGGUAUUUAACACACGACACGCAGCACAGGACAUCACUGCGUGGUUAGGAGACUGCGACUCGGAUUGUUCCUUGGCGUUUCGGUCCUUCAAGUCGACUAGUGAACCGCUACGUGUUUUUUGCGGCUUUGUGGGCGGUUUGUUGCGUGCUGCAGCUCCGAUCGAAGCGUUCGUCGACUAUGUGAGGAACGGCGACACGGUAGACCCCAUGCCGACUAUAUACCGGCACACAGGACAGGCCACGAGCGACUCGGAGGAAGCUCCGGUGCAAUUAUUGGAUUUCUUACAACGCGCUCUUGGCGUCGACGGGUGGAUAGUGUACGCACUCGAUCGAGACGUUAAAACGUUGUGGGCUCGACUAGCGAGUGCAGGAUUUAGGACCAAAGUGUCGACGGUACGAGUGGGUCAAGGCGUGAUUGGACGAGCGGCGUCGACGGCUGAGCCUCUGUUCGAUAGGGACGUACUAUGCGUGCCCAUGUUUGAUCAUAGUAGAGAGCACACAGUCAACAGUGUGGCGGUAUUCUACGGUACGACCACAGGAGCUUUCCGUCAAUGUGACGUGGAGUUAUGCAACGUUAUUUGUCGUCAUGUGGGGAGUUCUCUGCAACGUUUAGCGCUGGAAGAUGCGGCGAAUAAAGCGCAGGAGAAGGCUCAGGCGUUGCUAGAGCUGUCAGAUCUACUCUUCCGUGAGCUGGAGAGAUCUCCUAAGCCUACAACGAUGUUGCUGACAGCUGCACGGGUGCUUGUUCAGAAGUCCUGGCUCAGGAUUGCCGAGUGUAAUGUGUAUCUGAGAGACCCGUUGACGCACGAACUGUACUCGCCUGGCAACGCGACGCAGGGGGAGUACCGUGUUCCGUUGUCGUCCGGUAGUGCCCGUGCCAUGGUAGCUGUACGCACCGGCAACGUCGUCAAUAUACGCGAUAACGAGGCCGGCUCGCUGUCUCACGAGAAAUACGCGAAGCCGGUUCUGGCUGUGCCUGUCAAGGACCCCAUGUCGGGAGCGGUGUUGGCUGUAUUGGAGCUACUGGACAAGCGCUCUAGUACUGAAGGAGACCUGGAACAGGUCGUGUGUCUGGAGAAACUCUACUUUGAUGAGCACGACGAGGAUGUGGCUCGAGGCAUUGCACGUCAAGUCGCGUCUGCGCUACGGAACACUCAACGUCUAGAUGCAGCUCGUACAGCUCAGAGGAAGAGUGCUGCGUUGCUGUCUUUACGUCUUCCUGCAGCGACGGGGACAAUGCCGGGCGAACAAGUUGGUGCGGUGUUCUCCUUCGUGGAGACGGCAGCGCGUCGAGCGCUGCGUGCGUCGCAUGGCGCGCUCUUCUUAGUGGACGCACCGAGUCGCUCGUUGUUUGCACGUGUGGGAGCGGAUUGGAGAGGGUACGCGUUGCCCAUCGGCCAGAAGCUGCAAGGUCGAGUAGCUGCCACGGGAGCGGCCGUGCGUCUGGUCCGUGAGGCUCGUAUCCACCCGGAAUUUGACGGAGACUACGACCGCUUGAUGGGCAUGCAGACGUCAAGUCUGCUGUGUGUGCCUAUCAAGGCCCAGCCAUCCAUGUCGGCGUCGUCUACGUUCGCGUCUUCAGGCGCUUCGACGAGAUCUGGACGACGCUGUAGUAGCAGCUUCAGCACGAGCAGUAGCACGGACGACGACGGCGACGAUCGUCCGGUUAUUGGCGUGUUUUACGCUGUCAACAAGAUGAACUCGAACGGAGAGACCGAGGGAUUCGAUGCAGAGGACGAACAGGUUCUACGUGCCAUCUGUGUGGAGCUGUCAGCGCUAGUGGAGCGUCGUGCGUGGGAGCUGGUGUUCGAGUCUCCGUCUUAUGACGAUAGUGACAGCAGCGACAGUGAAGGCGAGAGUCACGUGACGAGAACGUUCUUGUCUCAGUACACUACUGCAUCUCCCAUGCGUCGUCGUCGUCGUCCGCGUUCUCGUCUCCCGUCCGUCGUGAGUGAUCAUGAUCAUGCGGCGGCUAUUGUGGCUGCUACGUCGUACCAUGAAGGCUGUUUCCUGAGCAGUAGCGGCCUCUCUUCGCUCUCUGGAAGCAUCGGUCUCGUUCCUGGACAAGAAGCGCAAAUUCCCGUGUUGCAGUGGAAUCUGGACCCGUGGCAGUUCUCCCCGGCUCAACUCAUUGAUCUCGCAGUCGAAAUGUUCGCGUUUCACGAACUCAUGGACGGAUUUGCUCUGCCUGAAGCCACGCUACGUCGCUUCCUGCACAGCGUACAGGCGCAGUAUCUGGACGUGCCGUACCACAACACGUACCACGCUUUCGCUACGCUUCACAUGACGUUCCUCAUGUUAUCUGCGCAGAGUAAGAAGCUUGCUGCGUCGUUAAUCCCUGCGUCGACUGCUCUUGGCAUGGGUCCUACCACUAAAGCCCAAGCGAUUGAACGCACAAGGCAGAAACGAUGUGGCGAGUUGAUUCUCGCGCCUCGAGAGCGACUCGCAAUAUUUGUGGCCGCGUUCUGUCACGACAUGGGCCACGACGCCCGGACCAACGAUUUCCACGUGCGAUGCAGCUCGCGUCUGGCGCGUCGGUAUAAUGACCACUCAGUGCUGGAGAAUAUGCACGCUGCGGCGUGUUUCGAGACGAUGAGACGACCUGGACAUGACGUUCUGGCUGGACUGGAAGACGGCUCCAGUGACACGGCUGGAAGUCGUCGCGCUGUCCGGAAGCGCAUCAUUCGAGCGAUUCUGGCGACGGACAUGCAUCGCCACGCCAGUAUCGUGGCCAAGCUGCAUGAAGCUCAAGCUCGUGGCAGUAGAAAUGACGAUGAGACGUUGCGUGAACUGCUCGUGGAUGCUGUGGUGCACUCGGCGGAUAUCUCGGGCCCGACGCAGACGGAAGAGCAGCAUUUCCGCUGGACUACUCGAUUACUGGAAGAGUUCAACGAGCAACACGCAGAGGAGGUGGAGCUAGGGAUUUCAGCCACAUCUUUUAUGGAUGGACGACCGGAAUCCGCUGAGUUUGCACGUGUCAACUUGGCGUUCGUCGACUCGUGCGCGUUCCCGUUGUGGAAGGCGCUGGGUGAAGUGUUGGCUGGAUUAGAAGGAUGUUUGGCCAAUGUGGAGACGAACAGAACCAUGUGGGCGACGCGACUUGAGGAGGCAACAAAACUGGAAGCGGAAAACAAAGUUACACAAGACACCGAGAGUCCGGAGAGGCUACACAUAACGCAGAAGUUGGUCGGGGAAGCUGGAGGUCAAGGAGAGAAAUUCUUGACACCAACAAAAGUCGCAAAGAAAGCUACGAGCUCGAUGAGACCUCCAGAUCUACGUCGACAACGGAGUGAAGACAAGACAGGGAACAAGACGUACACGGUUUAUGCUACAACUAAAAAGCCUGCGAGCCACAAGAAGGCGGACACGUCGUUAAAAAAGACCGAGACGUCCACGAAUAUCCCCCAGCAGAAAGCAAAGAGAAAGCUUGAGCUACGUUAG
Messenger RNA from Phytophthora infestans T30-4, 4383 nucleotides. RefSeq names its product 3'5'-cyclic nucleotide phosphodiesterase, putative. The record is from RefSeq and is a predicted model, not a curated record. Bases 379 to 4383 code for a protein of 1334 amino acids. Lineage: Eukaryota; Oomycota; Peronosporomycetes; Peronosporales; Peronosporaceae. Gene Ontology annotation, molecular function: 3',5'-cyclic-nucleotide phosphodiesterase activity; protein binding. Gene Ontology annotation, biological process: signal transduction. The transcript has 2 exons.